AUGAGAGGCUUGCAAAGCCUGGCCGCAGGCUUGAUCUGCAGCACGUUGCUUUCUGCGGUUACGGCACAGGGAAUCACUGCUAUACAUGAACCUGGUCGAUGCGCUAUCCGUGGUCACUGUGGAAAGAAGAGCAUUUUUGGUGGGGAGUUGCCUUGUCCGGACAAUGGGCUGGCGCAUGACCCGGAUGACGCCGUGAGAGAAAAGCUGGUCUCAUUAUGUGGGAACAAAUGGUCUGAGGGCCCUGUGUGUUGCAAAGAAGAACAGGUUGACGCUUUGAAAAAGAACCUGAAGCUCGCAGAGGGUAUUAUCGCCUCCUGUCCCGCAUGCGUCGAUAAUUUCUUCAACAUGUUCUGUACAUUUACAUGCUCGCCCGACCAGUCGCUGUUCGUCAAUGUCACACAAACCGAGCCCAAGGGAGACAAAUUUUUGGUCACGGAAAUAGACAAUCUCUGGUCGGAAGAAUACCAGAACGGCUUUUACGACAGUUGCAAGAAUGUGAAGAAUGGCGCGUCAGGAGGCAAGGCGAUUGAUUUCAUCGGCGGAGGAGCCAAGAAUUACACCCAAUUCAUGAAAUUUCUAGGAGACAAGAAGCUGCUCGGCAGUCCGUUCCAGAUCAAUUACGAAACGGAGCCUCGAAACCCGGAUCCUCACGGCAUGGAAGCUCUACCCAUCGUUCCAAAGGCCUGCAAUGAUUCAGAUCCAGCUUAUCGUUGCUCUUGUGUGGAUUGCCCCUCAGUCUGCCCAACGUUGCCGGAAGUCAAGUCUCAAGAUUAUUGCCACGUUGGACUUAUGCCGUGUAUGUCCUUCGCAGUCAUUAUCAUCUACUCGGUAUUCCUAUCUCUCGUUGUAUCAAUUUCGAGCUAUGUAGCAUACCUGGAACGACGAUAUCGCAAACCCGAACGGGUCAGAUUGUUGCAGGAUCCGGUACAAAGUGAUGACGAGGACGACGGUGAGUUUGUUCGUGGCAUUGGCUAUUUGGACACCCCUCAUAAGCACUACAAGUUGAAUGCUAUCUGCGACAAAGCGUUCAAUUGCCUUGGCAAUAUCUGUGCCCGUUUUCCUGCGAUUACGAUCUUCGGGAGCAUUCUUAUCGUCGGGCUCCUCAGCUUGGGCUGGCUUCAAUUCACUGUAGAGACAGAUCCCGUUCGCCUCUGGGUUAGCCCUACCUCAGACGCCGCUCAAGACAAGGAGUUUUUCGAUGAAAAUUUCGGCCCAUUCUUCCGCGCUGAGCAAGCCUUUUUGGUCAACGAUACGGGGCCUGUAUUGAACUAUGAUACAUUGAGCUGGUGGUUCGAUGUUGAAAGUCGCGUUCGCCGCAUGAUAUCCUUGAAGCAGGGUUUGACUCUAGAUGAUGUGUGUUUCAAGCCGACGGGUGAUGCCUGCGUGGUACAAUCCCUCACAGGAUAUUAUGGUGGCUCGUUGGCUGGCGUUACUCCUUGGAACUGGGAAAAAACCCUCACUCACUGCACUGAAUCACCCGGUGAUGUUAGCUGUCUCCCCGAUUUCAAACAACCUCUUCAACCUACCAUGAUUCUUGGUGGCUAUGAGGAUACCAACAAUGUGCUUGAUGCAAACGCCAUUGUGGUCACAUGGGUUGUAAACAAUUUUGCGCCGGGUACCGAAGGCGAAAGCAGAGCAAUCGAUUGGGAAGAAAGCUUGAAGCAAGUCUUGGAGGUCGUGCAUGAAGAAGCAUGGGAGCGCGGUCUCCGUCUAUCUUUCAAUACAGAGAUGAGCCUGGAGCAGGAGUUGAACAAAUCAACCAAUACGGAUGCCAAGAUUGUGGUUGUCAGUUAUGUGAUCAUGUUCAUCUAUGCAUCUAUUGCGUUGGGAUCUGGAGCACUAACUCUUCGGUCGCUGUUGACUAACCCAUCGAACGCACUGGUCCAGUCCAAAUUCACCCUAGCAAUUGUCGGAAUCGUAAUUGUUCUGAUGUCGGUUUCCUCUUCAAUUGGAUUGUUCUCUGCGCUUGGCAUCAAAGUGACCCUCAUUAUCGCAGAAGUCAUUCCAUUCCUAGUACUUGCCGUUGGAGUCGAUAACAUUUUCCUUAUUGUCCACGAAUUUGACCGCGUGAACAUCAGUCAUCCCGAUGAGGAAAUCGACGAGCGUAUUGGCCGUGCUCUUGGUCGCAUGGGACCUAGCAUUCUCCUAUCAGCCAUUACUGAAACUGUGGCGUUUGCUAUGGGUAUAUUCGUCGGCAUGCCAGCAGUCAAGAACUUUGCUGCUUAUGCCGCUGGUGCUGUUUUCAUCAAUGCCAUUCUCCAGGUCACCAUGUUCAUUGCUGUUCUCGCGCUCAACCAGAGGCGAGUUGAGAGUCUUCGUGCUGACUGUUUUCCUUGUUUCACCGUUCGGCGGGCAACAUCUUCCGGUCUACCGGAUGGUGUCGAUUAUGAUGAUAUGGCUGGAGAAAGUUUCCUGCAAAGGUUCAUCCGCCGCGUCUAUGCACCAGCUCUGCUAGAUCGGAGAGUAAAGGCAGCUAUUAUAGUCAUCUUCCUUGGCUUCUUCACUGCAGGUCUGGCCCUAAUACCUGAAGUCCAGCUAGGUCUUGACCAACGCAUUGCGCUCCCGACUGACUCUCAUCUUAUCCAAUACUUUGACGAUCUUGACCAGUAUUUCCAAACUGGUCCCCCGGUGUAUUUCGUCACACGCAACGUCAACAUAACAGAAAGAUCACACCAACGCCAGGUUUGUGGUAGAUUCUCCACAUGCGAAGAAUAUUCACUUCCUUUUGUGUUGGAACAAGAAUCUAAACGCCCCAACGUUUCCUAUAUAUCCGGAUCUACCGCUAGUUGGCUGGACGACUUCUUUUACUGGCUCAAUCCUCAACAGAAUUGUUGCAAAGAGAAUGGAAAGGUUUGUUUUGAAGAUCGUACACCAGCUUGGAAUAUUACCUUAUCCGGCAUGCCGGAGGGAGAAGAGUUUAUCCACUACGUUGAGAAGUGGCUCGAAUCACCCACGGAUGAAAAUUGUCCUCUUGGAGGCAAAGCUCCAUAUAGCAAUGCGCUUGUGAUAGACCACAAACGCGUUACCACGAAUGCCACUCAUUUCCGGACGAGCCACACUCCCUUGAAGACUCAGACUGAUUUCAUCAAUGCACAAGCCUCGGCUCGACGCAUAUCGGACUAUCUGUCCAAGGAACAUGACAUCGACGUUUUCCCGUAUUCGAAGUUCUAUAUUUUCUUUGAUCAAUAUGCGUCUAUUGUUCGCCUCACCGGCACACUGCUCGGAACCGCUAUCGGUAUCAUUUUUGUCGUCAGCUCCGUUUUACUGGGAUCUUUGGCUACUGGUGCAGUUGUUACCACGACUGUCGUUAUGAUAGUCGUAGACGUUAUUGGAACCAUGGCUGUUGCCGGUGUUUCGCUCAAUGCAGUUUCCCUCGUCAACCUGGUCAUCUGCGCGGGUAUCGGAGUUGAGUUCUGUGCGCAUAUUGCUCGUGCUUUCAUGUUCCCAUCCCGCAAUAUGCUGGAAAAGAGCUCCAAGUUGCGUGGUAAGGACGCACGUGUGUGGGCUGCCCUCAUCAAUGUGGGAGGUAGCGUCUUCAGUGGAAUUACCAUUACCAAGCUGCUUGGCGUCUGUGUACUUGCAUUUACACGCAGUAAGAUCUUUGAAAUCUACUACUUCCGUAUCUGGCUGGCCCUCGUGAUCUUCGCUGCCACACAUGCCUUAAUCUUCUUGCCUGUUGCUUUGAGUUAUUUCGGCGGAGAGGGCUACGUGGAUCCCGAAUCAGAUGGCGGCCUGGAGGAUAACCUCGCUGCGCGCGGCUAUCGGUCACUUCUAAUGAACGACGACUAUGACUCUGAAGAAGAAGAUUAG
Molecule: messenger RNA, 3810 nt
Organism: Talaromyces marneffei
Lineage: Eukaryota; Fungi; Ascomycota; Eurotiomycetes; Eurotiales; Trichocomaceae
Exons: 3
Coding region: 1-3810 (1269 amino acids)
Cellular component (GO): membrane
Source: RefSeq, a predicted model, not a curated record